Molecule: messenger RNA, 2428 nt
Organism: Exophiala viscosa
Lineage: Eukaryota; Fungi; Ascomycota; Eurotiomycetes; Chaetothyriales; Herpotrichiellaceae
Product: MFS transporter
Exons: 7
Coding region: 1-2043 (680 amino acids)
Biological process (GO): transmembrane transport
Cellular component (GO): membrane
Molecular function (GO): transmembrane transporter activity
Source: RefSeq, a predicted model, not a curated record
AUGGCGUCCAACGAUAUCAGGCGCGAGGAAGACGUAGUUCCUUCUGACAGACUUGACCUUAGCGUCGACAACGAGAAAUAUGUUGGUGAGAAGCGCGACACCACACAUAUUGACUUGGAAUCAAGCGUAACGGCGAAGUAUAUUCUUUCCUACUCACAGUUGGAAUAUCCGUCACUGACCUUUGGCAGGAUCAAGAAUCCUCUCGCACACUUGACCAACGAAGAGGUCAUCAGGGAUGUCGAAGAGUUCGCAAACACCAACGGCUUUGCGGAGUUGACUCCCAUGAUUAUCAAAGGCGCGCUCGUUGCCAAAGAUCCUCCAGCGUUCGAAAGCGUUCCCGGCCUCACCGAUGCAGAGCAGGAAGCCAUCAGAAAUGAAGUCUUGCACAAAUGGCGUCAACCAACGAAACUCUACUUUACCAUUAUUCUCUGCUCGAUCGGCGCAGCUGUCCAGGGCUGGGAUCAGACUGGUUCCAAUGGUGCCAACUUGUCUUUCCCCGACGCCUUGGGCAUUUCUGUCAGUGAUAAAUUGGCGAAUGGUGCUCCUAAUCCCGAUGCUGCUCGAAAUCAAUGGUACCAGGGAUUGAUCAAUGCCGCUCCUUACAUGGCUUCCGCAUUCCUUGGCUGUUGGUGCUCUGAUCCUCUCAACAAGUACCUCGGUCGUCGAGGCACAAUCUUCAUUUCUGCAAUCUUUUGCUUCUUGGCUCCCAUUGGCAGUGCAGUUGCGCAAACCUGGCCACAACUUCUGGUCACGCGUCUACUUCUCGGUAUUGGCAUGGGCUGCAAAGGCUCUACUGUACCCAUUUUCAGUGCCGAAAACGCCCCCGCCUCUAUCCGUGGAGCUCUGGUCAUGAGUUGGCAGAUGUGGACGGCCUUUGGUAUCUUUCUAGGUACAUGCGCCAACCUUGCUGUCAAGGACACCGGUAGUAUCUCGUGGCGACUGCAAUUCGGCUCUGCGAUGAUCCCGGCCAUGCCAUUGCUCUUCGGUGUUUACUUCUGUCCAGAAUCGCCGCGUUGGUACAUCAAGAAGGGCAGAUAUCUGAACGCAUUCCGCUCGUUGAAGAAACUCAGAAAUACCGAGCUCCAGGCAGCUCGUGACUUGUACUACAUCUACGCCCAGCUUCGCAUGGAAGCGGCUCUGGUCGGCCACACGAACACGAACUACGUUGGCCGUUUCAUGCAACUGUUCACCAUCCCACGAGUCCGACGUGCUACUCUGGCUUCAUUCACGGUCAUGAUUGCCCAGCAAAUGUGCGGAAUCAACAUCAUCGCUUUUUAUAGCUCCACCAUCUUCCAACAAGCUGGCGCCUCGGUCACGAGCGCCCUACUUGCCUCGUGGGGUUUCGGACUGGUCAACUUUGUCUUUGCAUGGCCCGCCAUCUGGACCAUCGAUACUUUCGGUCGUCGGUCACUUUUGCUCUUCACUUUCCCACAGAUGGCAUGGACCUUGCUUGCUGCUGGUCUCUGCUACUUGAUCCCCAGGUCGAGCAGUGCUCACUUGGGUCUCGUGGCACUCUUUAUCUACUUGUUUGCCGCGUUCUAUUCUCCCGGAGAAGGUCCCGUGCCUUUCACGUACUCGGCCGAAAUCUUCCCACUGUCACACCGUGAAGUCGGCAUGUCAUGGGCUGUCGCAACAUGUCUUUUCUGGGCCGCCGUGCUGUCGAUCACUUUCCCUCGCAUGAUUUCGGCUAUGACGGUUACCGGCGCCUUUGCUUUCUACGCUGGGUUGAAUCUCACGGCUUUCUGCAUGAUAUUCUUGUGGCUGCCAGAGACAAAGCAGCGCACUUUGGAGGAAUUGGACUACAUCUUCGCCAUCCCGACUCGCACUUUCAUGAAGCAUCAAGUCGGUACCGUCGCGCCAUGGUGGAUCAAGACGUACAUCUUCCGUCGCAAGAUCGGACCUUGCCCGUCACUGUGGUCCUUCGAUGGGCAUGUUGACGGCGACCAAGAAUUCGUCGAGACUGUUCGUCGCCAGAGCCACGCAACCCAGGACGGGGGUGCUCAUCGUCGUGGCAGCUUUGCUCGCAGAAUCAGUCACAACUAGUAGAGGCGAUCAUCACUCAAAUUUAUGAACGCCCAAGGGAUGGUUUGGUCUAGAAGUGGCAAAGGAAUCUAGGGGUGGCCUAGACUGAUGGCGGUGCGACCUUUGAAGCAUGGUUGGCAUGAAGGAGGCCCGGGGAAAGAGAUGGCGAUGUUUGAAUGAAAGAGAAAUUUCCUGCUCGUACGCUCGCUAAAGACGGAAGGCAGAUGGACGAAUACCCACGGCCAAGAAAAGGAACGAUGUCCUCGGCGUCGUUUGACAACCUUUGUGAGAAUUAUGACCCUGAAUUACGAGAUACCCCGGUAUAUACUAUCAAUACGAGGUGCGUUAAUUACGAGAACUGUGUAAGUCCUAGUUUUGCGAAACACCAUGAAAGAGAAUUGUUCUG